This is a messenger RNA of Racocetra persica, 149 nucleotides long. NCBI's taxonomy places the organism in Eukaryota, Fungi, Glomeromycota, Glomeromycetes, Diversisporales, Gigasporaceae. The record is from the annotation of a GenBank genome assembly.
AUGCCUAACUCUUCUAAAUCACUACAAAAAAAACUUCCAUCACUUGUGUUAGAAGGAAUCUUUGAAAAUUUAGCAAAUGAUAUUCAAACGCUUUAUUCUUGUAUACAAGUUAAUUCUGAAUGGUUUUGUGAAGCAUAUUCUAUAUUGUG